Messenger RNA from Thecamonas trahens ATCC 50062, 2208 nucleotides. RefSeq lists its product as uncharacterized. Bases 16 to 1047 code for a protein of 343 amino acids. The record is from RefSeq and is a predicted model, not a curated record. The transcript is spliced from 2 exons. Lineage: Eukaryota; Apusomonadida; Apusomonadidae.
CGUGGAGGCAAGCCCAUGUCUGGGCCACACAUGCAAGGAGGCCACAACCCACUGCAGGGCUAUGAGGACCUCCUGGGCCUGGCAGAGGAUCCCUCACUCGACGCACAGCUGCGGAACCUGGACCUCUCGGCCGAGGCAACGGAGCCGUUCCCGAUGAUUCCGCUUGGCCUGGAUGAGGCGCUGCUGGCAGAGUACGGCGAGUCGGCGGUGCAGCUUGUGCUAGUGGAUGAGCCGCCGGAGACGGUGUACAAGAACACGACGUAUCAUCUGCAGGCGGCGCUGGUAUCAUCGGAUGACAAGCUUGUUCCGUUCCCAUUCUUUCUCCCGGACGAUUCCGGCAGGAUGAUAGAGUACGACUCACUCACCGUCCGUGCACAACUGCUGUACCACGACAACUCGCCAGUCCCGUCCAAGCGAACGGUCUCGGUCGACGAUGCCACCGGCGCGCCGACAACCAAGGAGCUACCACCACUGCGUGCAAGCGAAGGCAUCAUGCGUGACGGGGUGGCCAACGUAGCGCUCGGUGUCAACGCGCUCUCCGGCCGCGGCAAGUCGCUCAUCCUUUACAAGCUCAAGAUUUACGUCGAGGAGGCGCCACAGCUCUGCCUCCACACCGAUACCUUUAUUGUCCGCUCCAAGCCGCCAACCAAGUCAAAAACAAGAUCAGGCAAGACGCCCAAGACCUCGCCCAAGGCUGUGCUGUCUGCCAAGCGCACAAAACCAGCGCGUCGCCGCCGGGGCAGCCGAUGGCCUGGGCCAUGGCCUCCUCGCCGCACACCUCGCAUGGCCCGGUCGACAUGGACCAGGAGCGCGUUGCCGUGCCAGUCCGCGCCUCCCACACCGCGCCAGCGAGCACGACGACCUCACCGGCGCAUCGCUCGUCGACAACCUCGCUCGCUGCCAUGGUCAUGGGCGAUCCCGAAGGUUCGCGGGGUGGGCUCGGCAUGGGCGGGCACGCCGCCUCCGGCUCGGAUCCAGUGCUCUCCACCCUGCAGGGCUUUAUGGACAUGCACCCGCCGUCGUCGGCCGAGCCUGCUGAGCUGCUGAGGCUCAUCCAGUCGUCGGUCGUCGCCCCGCUCCUCUCGGAGAUCUUUGCCCUCCGCGCCUCGCUCUCCGAGCAGCGCGCGCUCACCACCGCGCUCAACACCAAGCUGCAGUACCUCGAGCAUCGACUCUCUCACACACAGCGUUGACAAAUCGCCGUGGGGGCAUAUGCUGGACGCUGAAGUGGUUUUACGAGAAGCACGGCCGGAGGCUACGGUUGCGGUGGAUCGAGAGCCCGGCGGCUACCACUGUGACCAGGAGCCCGACCGCGAUCUCGGACAUGAACGAGGCGACGUAGAGAACAUGCUUCAUCGUCGUCGCCGACUGUUUCUCGGCAAGCGGCGGCAGACGCGCCGCGGUCGCCAUGCCUACAUUCCCUGCGCGGCCCUCGUGGUACUCUGCCUGUGACGAGUAGCUCGAGCCCGAACUCGACGAGCCUGAGCCCAAGCUCGUCUCGGAUCCGGAACAGGACCGCGAAACUGAGCUGGUGGUCGAGUCAGAGUCGGGCGCAGCGCCAGCUGGCGCAGCCUCGGCAUCGGACGGCGCGUCUGGGUGCGGCGGCGCGCAAAAGUUGAGGUACGACUGAAGGAUAAGAAAGACGCCGGCGGCGACAAAGGUCAGUAUGCCGAGGACGAGCCAGACGGCAGGCACAUCGUCGGCGUCGGCCAUGUACGCCAUGGAAAGACCGGAAUGCCAAGGAAGAACAACAUGGCGGCGACGGAAUGGAUGAGCGUGGAGACGCCGAUGGGGAUGGUGAGGCAGCCAGGGCCAAAGCCCACGUAGUACGUAGUCACCGUUCCCGCGCCGUCGGUGUAGAAGAUGCCCACCAGCGGGAGGCACCAGAUAAUCAGCAGCUGGGCCCACCACGAAAAGUCCGACAAGUCCGACCCGUUCCACCGCUCAAGCAUCAGCAGCAGGCUCAGGCCCGACGAGACAGCAAAAGUGAGCGCAAAGAGCAGUCGGUUGCCAAAGCUCCGAGGAUCAGCCGCAUAGCUGGAGAUGGUAGUGAACGUCGUCCGAAUCCGUCCGUAAUUGUACACAAUGUGCACGCCAAAGACGGCCACAAUCGCCACCAACGCAGCGCCCUCUAGGCCCAGUGCCACCACUGCGUACUCGUGCUGGCAAGUACUCAUCUUGCGUGGAUGUGGGAGCAGUGGAGUGGCG